AGGGAAUGACAUUCUUCUGCGGGAAUUCAGAGGACGAAUGGGGAUUAUAUUAAAGAUCAAAUAAAACUAACAUCCGAAGAGCCAUAAUGCGUAUGUUAUCAUUAAUUAGCCAAUGGAUUCCCUGUUCUUGUUACUUACAUACACAGUUGUGUACGCUGCUGGAAGCUUUACCAAACUCGCCAACUAUGUGGCUGUCGGACACUUUACUCUCUAAGUGGAAAGUUGAAAGUGACAUUUUCUUGAUUAAAACAACCGGUCUUCCUCCGCAGGGCGGCGAUAACCGUUGCAAACUCCACGCAUCGUGAUUAGCAUGGUUAGCUGCCACUAGCACGAUAGCUCACACCUUUCAGCACAGGAUGUCUUUUCGCUGCUAAAUAGAUCCUUUUCUCUUGUCAAUCUGUCGGGUCAUCACACUGCCUGGCCUGUAUUUGACACUUACACGGCGGUCACCGGGAACUUCUCCGCAAUGUUUGCUGUACAACAGCAUACGAAAUAACCUGUGUAGUCUGAUUUGCUACGAGUCGAAGUUGGGCUAGGUUGUAGCCGACUAGGUAGCGUUAAACGUUAGCCAGCGUUCAAACGAACAAGCGCCAAAAACGAUUUAUCCCACUAACCAAGGGGGGACGGAUCGGGGCAGUGCCUAUUUCAGUUCCAAACAGGUGAACAUGUCUCAGAUUUACCAUAAAAGCAGUUAAGAAUACACAUUUUUAAUCUCGUCAAGCAAAACUGCAAGUGCCGCAACCCUUGUUUUUAUUUCGUAAAUGAAAGAGCCGCAUUGUACAUCUCGUCAUGGGGACAGCUAAAGCAUGCUCUUGGCCCAGAUCAACCGGGACUCCCAGGGAAUGGCAGAGUUUCAGGAUGCGGACGGGCAGCAGGUCACCCUGUGCUUGGCGGAGGCUGUGACAGUGGCGGAUGGUGAUCCAAUGGAAAACAUGGACACAGUGAGCCUGCAGGCAGUCACCCUAGCUGAUGGCUCCACUGCCUACAUCCAGCAUGAUCCCAAAGCUUCCUUUUCAGAUGGACAGAUAAUGGAUGGCCAGGUUAUCCAACUGGAGGAUGGCUCUGCUGCCUAUGUUCAACACGUUUCCAUGCCUAAAGCAGUAGGAUCUGGCAGCUUACAGCUUGAAGAUGGACAAACUGUUCAGUUGGAGGAUGGGACAACGGCCUACAUCCAUGCACCAAAAGAAACAUAUGACCAGAGUGGCUUGCAGGAGGUUCAGCUGGAGGAUGGCAGUACAGCCUACAUCCAGCACACAGUGCACAUGCCUCCAUCCAACACUAUCUUGGCCAUCCAGGCUGAUGGCACUAUUGCAGACCUGCAGGCUGAAGCCGCCACCAUUGACCCAGAGACCAUCAGUGUGCUGGAGCAGUACACUACAAAGGUCGAGAAUGUAGAGAAUGCCUUGGGGUCCUUUGGCAGAGCCGAGCCAGACAACGGUGUCCACAUGCGGAUUGUGGUACAGGGUCAGGAUAGCAGGUCAGGAAGGGUCUCUCAUGUGGGAGAGAAGUCCUUCCGCUGUGAGCAUGAGGGGUGCGGAAAGCUUUACACCACCGCCCACCAUCUCAAGGUGCACGAGCGCUCCCACACUGGAGACAAACCAUACGUAUGUGACUAUCUUGGCUGUGGGAAGAAGUUUGCGACAGGGUAUGGACUGAAGAGUCACUCUCGCACACACACUGGGGAGAAGCCAUACAGAUGUCAAGAGCCUAACUGCCGCAAGUCCUUCAAAACCUCUGGAGACCUCCAAAAGCACACUCGGACACAUACAGGAGAGAAGCCAUUCAGGUGCCCUGUUGAAGGCUGUGGCCGGUCGUUCACCACCUCCAACAUCCGCAAGGUUCACAUCCGAACACACACCGGUGAGAGGCCAUACUACUGCACUGAGCCCAGCUGUGGACGGUCCUUUGCCAGUGCCACCAACUACAAGAACCACAUGAGGAUUCACACUGGAGAGAAACCUUAUGUGUGCACUGUGCCUGGAUGUGAGAAGCGCUUCACAGAAUACUCUAGCCUCUACAAGCACCAUGUAGUCCAUACACCCUGCAAGCCUUACAACUGCAACCAUUGUGGCAAGACAUACAAGCAGAUCUCCACGCUGGCUAUGCACAAACGUACAGCUCACAACGACACUGAGCCCAUUGAAGAAGACCAGGAGGCAUACUUUGAAACCCCUGCAGAUGCCAUUGAUGACUCUGGUGUGACCUACACAACAACAGUGGUGGAUGCUGAUGACUCUGGCUCCGAGCAGGUUCCCAUGGAGAGCUCAGAGAUUCUGGGACAGCAGCAUGUUGCCUUGGUUACAGGGGAGGAUGGAACUCAACAGCAGGUCAGCAUCUCUGAAGCAGACUUACAGGCAAUGGGUGGCACCAUAACCAUGGUAACCCAAGAGGGGACCACCAUAACAAUUCCAGCUCAUGAACUGACAACACAAGGGGCUCACUCAGUCACCAUGGUGACCACAGACGGCUCAGACGGACAGGUGGCGAUCAUGACACCCGACAUGGCCUCAUUCCAAGCAGUUGAGGGCGGGUACAGCCAAGAACAGGAUGAUAUUCACCCUGUUACCUUUCUGGCCACCUCUAAUGGCACCCACAUUGCUGUGCAGCUUGGGGAUCAGCCAUCCCUGGAGGAAGCCAUCAGAAUAGCGUCAAGAAUUCAGCAAGGAGAGUCACCAGGCCUGGAUGAUUGAUGGCAAAAUCGCUCAGAUCAUGGACUUUGAUUUAGAUUCAAAACCAUCUAAAAUGGACUAGUAUCAAAGAGAAAUCACUUGUCUUCCAUUGUAUUUGUUCCGUUUUCACAAAUGAAGUUAGCUUUUAUGUGUACAUAGGAUUUUGAUAACUGGAGUUUCGUUAUAAUCUGCUUUUGCCUUCAUCUGAAAAAAAUUGGAGGGAAUAAUGCUUUCUAAUGUUUAUGGUGCACAAUGCACACAGUAAUGUACAGUCAUUGCUAUUCUAUUAAAAUUAUUAAAAUAAGAUUGUGUGAAUGGUGAAAUGCUAAUAACCGAACCCUUAUACAUUUUGUUCCCCAAGUUACGUUUGGCAAAAGAAGUAAAUAA
Molecule: messenger RNA, 3056 nt
Organism: Lampris incognitus (smalleye Pacific opah)
Lineage: Eukaryota; Metazoa; Chordata; Actinopteri; Lampriformes; Lampridae
Gene: znf143b
Product: zinc finger protein 143b
Exons: 15
Coding region: 807-2690 (627 amino acids)
Biological process (GO): regulation of transcription by RNA polymerase II; central nervous system development
Cellular component (GO): nucleus
Molecular function (GO): DNA-binding transcription factor activity, RNA polymerase II-specific; RNA polymerase II cis-regulatory region sequence-specific DNA binding
Source: RefSeq, a predicted model, not a curated record